GAACUCGAGCGGCGGCUGUUGGAGGCGGAGCAGCGGGCGGCGCGGCACGAGUCCGAGUCUGAGCGCCUCCGAGCCGAUGCGUUGGGCGCGCGCUCCGAAGCCGGGGCCGCCGGCGCGUCGGCCGCGGAGGCGCGCGCAGCGGCAGAGGGCGCCCAGGUGGCGGUGGCGGCCGUGCGGGAGGAGGCGGGCCGGCUGCAAGAGGAGCUGCUGCGAGCGGAAGCCACGGCCGCGGAGGCGGAGCAGCGAGCUGCCAGUCUGUCUGCGGCGGCCGAGGGCGCGGCGCAGCAGGCGGCCCAGGCGCGCGCGGCCUGGGACGAAGAGCGGUCCGAGCUCGAGCGGGCGCGCGGCGCGGCGGACGCGGCCGCCGGCUGGGCGCGUGCUCGGGCCGAUGAGGCGGAGGCGCGCGCGGCGGCGGCCGAGGCGUCGGCGGCGGCGGCUGCGAACGAGAGCAGCGCAGGCAUCCAGGCGCUACGCGCGCGCUGCGGGGCGCUCGGCGCCCGCGCGUCGCGCUUCCGCGCGGAAGCGGGCGCGCUGCGGGGGCGGGUGGAGGCCGCGGCGCCGGAAUUCGAGGAGGCAGUGCGCAAGGCGCUGGCCGUCUUGCUGUCUGCAGUGCAGCACGACCCGUUGGAAGAGGGAGAGGAGCCAAAUGACAGCGGACAGGAGGAGGACGAGCCCGAGGAAGCUGGAGAGGCACUGGCAGGCGCAGCGACGGGGGCGGUGACAAGGGCGGGGUGCCCCUGA
Molecule: messenger RNA, 741 nt
Organism: Monoraphidium neglectum
Lineage: Eukaryota; Viridiplantae; Chlorophyta; Chlorophyceae; Sphaeropleales; Selenastraceae
Exons: 3
Source: RefSeq, a predicted model, not a curated record